Messenger RNA from Solanum tuberosum (potato), 1077 nucleotides. Its product is annotated as tropinone reductase-like 1. Bases 1 to 819 code for a protein of 272 amino acids. The record is from RefSeq and is a predicted model, not a curated record. The transcript has 2 exons. NCBI's taxonomy places the organism in Eukaryota, Viridiplantae, Streptophyta, Magnoliopsida, Solanales, Solanaceae.
AUGGACAAGAGUUCAUGUGUAUUUUCUCCAAAUAGAAGGUUGGAGGGAAAGGUAGCUAUUAUCACUGGUGGUGCAAGUGGUAUCGGAGCGACUGCGGUCCGAGUCUUCAUUGAGAACGGUGCAAAAGUUGUCAUCGCGGAUAUUCAAGAUCUCGAGGGUGAAGAAAUCUCAACCAAUCUAGGCGAAAAUGCCCAUUACGUUCAUUGCGAUGUCUCGAAAGAAGACGACGUAAAAAAUUUAAUCGACGCUACGAUUUCAAAAUUCGGUCAUCUCGACAUAAUGUACAACAACGCUGGCAUUUACGACACGACGAUAAAAUCCAUCAUGGACACGGAAAUCGAUGACCUAGAGCGUAAAAUCGCGGUAAAUUUAAUCGGAUCUUUUUUAGGCGCGAAAUAUGCGGCGAAAACAAUGGUACCACGUAAAAAAGGGUGCAUUUUGUUUACAACAAGUUGUUGUACACAAGUGGCUGGAAUUGCAUCACACACUUAUGUUGCAUCAAAUUAUGGAAUUGUAGGUAUGUGCAAAAAUUUGGCUGUUGAAUUAGGGUUGCAUGGUAUAAGAGUUAAUUGUAUUUCACCUUUUGCUAUAUUGUCAAAUACUAAACUUAAUAAUGAAAUUGGAGCAAUAUAUGAAGGAAUGAUGGGUGCAAUAGGGAAUUUAAAAGGGGUUAAUCAUAACAAAGAAGAUGUAGCAAAUGCUGCUGUUUUUCUUGCUAGUGAUGAAGCAAAAUACUUAAGUGGACAUAAUCUUGUAAUUGAUGGAGGAUUUAGUGUUGUUAAUCCUAGUUUUCUCAAGAUUAUGGAGCAAUAUCAAUAAGUGUUAUUUAAAAAAAUAUGAUGAAUAAGAAUGUUGUCGAGGGAUUUUCGGAAACAAUCUCUCUAUCUUUACGAAGUAGUGAUAAAGUAUGUGUACACUAUACCCUCUCCAAACUAUGUUAUUGUUGUUGUUGUGUUUUAAGAAGAAUAAGAAAGGUUGAAGAGGUGGUGUAGCUAGAAAUUUUAAUAAGGGAAUUCAGAAAACUCGAAUUAUUAGUGUAUCAUGGUCUAUUUGGACAUGGUUUUACUAUAUACUUGG